Lolium perenne is the source of this 1885-nucleotide messenger RNA. RefSeq lists its product as uncharacterized. NCBI's taxonomy places the organism in Eukaryota, Viridiplantae, Streptophyta, Magnoliopsida, Poales, Poaceae. Gene Ontology annotation, molecular function: protein binding. The record is from RefSeq and is a predicted model, not a curated record.
GCCCUUCUCCUUCAACCACCACGCCGCCGUCCACCACCAUUCGCGGCCAGAUCAAGAUGAGACCACCUCGCCGUCACUCUUCCCGGCACAACAAUACUACCACGCCGCCGCCUACUACCUCCGCUCCACGUCGUAGCCCUCGCCUGCAUCGCCAGGACGCCACCACGCAGCCACCCACCGUCGCAUUGCCUCCACGCCGUAGCCCUCGCCUUGCUGCCGCUACGCCUCCUCCACGCGCAGCGCCUCGCCUGGCAACGGCGCCUGCCCGCGAGAACUCGCCGAAGAUGCUGGCCAAGUACCCGUACCUGCCGGAUGACCUCGUCGACAACAUUCUAGUUCGCAUCCGGCCGGAUGAUGCCGCCGGCCUUGCCAAGGCUUGCCUUGGGAGCAAAUACUGGUGCCGGCACAUCUGCAGCGACAAGUUCCUACGCCGCAACCGCACGUUGCACCCGGCGGCUGCAUCGCUUGGCUUCCUGGUAGCCACGGAGGCGCGACGCAAAUCCACCGUCUUCGUCCCCACCUCCACCUUCCAUCUGGAGCCGAGUUUCAUCCCCCGCCGGUACAGAGCCCUCGAUGCACGCCACGGCCGCGCCCUCUUCCACGCCAUCCCCAAGGACGGCAAGCCCUCCCUCGUCAUCUGGGACCUGGUGACCAAGAAGAAGCACGUCGCACCCAUGCCAAAUGGAGAUCCGACGGUGGAACACUGGAACGCAGUUCUCCUAUGUGGUGAUGACCGCUGCAAGGAGUUCAGGUGCCAUGACCACGAGUCUGUCAUCGUCUUCUUCGGCACCAACGACAACAUGAUAACCUUUGCAGGCAAAUACUCAAGGGAGCUUAAAAGAUGGGACGAUGGGAUGCACGAAUACGAUGAGUACAUGGAGGAGGACGAUGAGGACGUGGCGGAGGACGAUGAGGACGUGCAUGAAGAUGAUGAGGAACAGGAUGAGGACGUGCACGAAGGCAAUGAGGACGUGGAGGAGGAUGUGGAGGAAGACGUUGAGGAGGAUGAUGAGGACGUGCACGAAGACGAUGAGGAGGACGAUGAGGAAGAAGAUGAGGAUGAUGAGGAGGACAGAGAAGGCCCAGCAUAUAUUUCGCAUCCAGAUGCCGUCGUUGGCACGGGGCCAACCGUCGUCGUGGGACGUAAGGUCUAUGUUCCUUGCACUCUCAGCACUAGGAUCAUCGAGUAUGACUAUCGUGCCGACGAAAUCGACGUGGUUGAUGCCCCUGCAUUCCCGUACCAGCGGAUUCGGACUACCCUUCUCAUGACGGCUAGAGACGGCGUUCUCGGAUUCGCAUGUGUGGCCGGGUCUAAUCUCAAUCUCUGGUCGAGGGAGGCCACCGGUCCCGGUGGAGCUUGGGCAUGGGUGUGGUACAGAUUCUUGGACAUCGCCAAGAUGUCCGGGAUUCCUCGCCUUGUCGGGUCAAACGAUGGUUUCAUUUUGGCCAAGACGGGUACAGGGGUAUACACUGUUAACCUUGAGUCGGGCAACGUUGAAAUGGUGCCCAAAAUUACUAAGAUCAUUAAAGCCAUUCCCUACACGGCCUUCUGGACUCCAUCUUGCAGGAGCAUCGGUCCGAUGGUGGCACCGCCAUGAGGAGGACACCAUCAUCAAUCAAUUUAACACUGGCUGAUGCUGCUUCGAGCGCAAAACUUGGCUGGUGCUUCCGACUGUGAUCUGCUUAAUUACUCGUUCUUCUGUCUAUGCAACAAAUAGCCGUUUGUCUCAAGCCAGGUUCUAUAAUAAUAGACUAAAGCUGUUCUGUUUCAGUCAUGUUACUUUCUAGUUUCUUCUACGAGUGAAACAAUCGUUCCCAAGUUCAGUGACAUCGAUAUCCUGUCUUUCAUUUUUAAGAGGCAUGUGGCCGCAGAUUUGUGUGUUUG